Molecule: messenger RNA, 1078 nt
Organism: Gymnodraco acuticeps
Lineage: Eukaryota; Metazoa; Chordata; Actinopteri; Perciformes; Bathydraconidae
Product: G2/M phase-specific E3 ubiquitin-protein ligase-like
Exons: 5
Coding region: 138-737 (199 amino acids)
Molecular function (GO): ubiquitin-protein transferase activity
Source: RefSeq, a predicted model, not a curated record
ACGAGGACAGUGUGGUUUUUGCAAAGUUGCCAUCUGGAGACAGUCUUGCUGACACCGUGGUCAGUUUGGAUCUAUCGUGGCAUUUAUUCUUAAUUAAAGUGAAUUUAUUUUAUUUCAGUCAGUCAUUUGUGUGUUGUAUGCAGGUGUGGGACUUUCCAAAUGAACAGAGCACUCCCAGAAUGGACAACAGUUUGCCAGGACCUCUCAGGCACCCACAACCAGCGUCUGAUCAGGAUGGAGAACCAACCCCAUUCCAGGAAGAGGUCCAGUCUGCCCCGGGUCAGAACACCUUCUAUAGCACAGAAUACCUGACUGCGCCAGACAUUGUUGCAGAACUCUCUGCAAAAAUUAAAAAUACCUCUUGCAGCAGGUUCAAUAUUAAUAGAGCCAAUGUGUGGGAUGGAGCAAUCCGCGGCUUCAAAGGGGCCUCAUUCGACCCCUCUCAUCAGAUGCAGGUUAAGUUUACUGAUGAUGAGGGACAAACUGAGGAUGGAGUGGACACUGGUGGUCCCAAGCGUGAGUUCCUGACCCACCUAAUGGAAUGCCUGAGAAUGAGAAGAAUAUUUGAUGGUCCACAGGACAGGAAAUUCCUCAAGUUCGACAAUGCAGCUGCAAAAGAUGACGAAUACUUUCAUGCUGGGAGGAUGAUUGCAACUUCUAUAGUUCAAAAACACAAGGAGAAAAAGAAGAAAAUAUGUCAUGGCUCACUGUCUCAAAAUCUGAUUCUAAAUGUAUAAUGUUCUUUAUAAAGAUAUAACUAAUACACAAUUAUGAAUGUAUAAUAUAAGCUGUUUUGUGUAUUUAAUCAUGCGUUGGUCUACAAUUUAAUGAUGGCUUCUACAUAUUUCACAUAAACAGACAAUGAAAAAAUGUGUCCUUCAUGCUGAUAACUAGUGUAUGCAUCUGCCAAUUAGCAUUCUAAACAGAGCAGUGUGUUGAAUCCUUAUUUCUUGCAUUUGAAACAGAUACAAUACAAAAAGUGAACUUACUGUUGUGUUCAACUUCUGCCAAAAACUGUACAUGUUUGCCACAGGAGCCACAGAGCACUUGAACUGUCCCCAGAUGUUGGCCACAGAAA